Messenger RNA from Mya arenaria, 654 nucleotides. RefSeq lists its product as uncharacterized. The transcript has a single exon. Lineage: Eukaryota; Metazoa; Mollusca; Bivalvia; Myida; Myidae. Bases 1 to 654 code for a protein of 217 amino acids. The record is from RefSeq and is a predicted model, not a curated record.
AUGCCAUACACUCUGUACCCAAAAGUUAGGUCAUCCAUUUUGAACAUGCCACCUAUUUUGUACCUAGACGUGAUGCCAUCUAUUUUGUACCUAGACGUGAUGCCAUCCAAUGUGUACCUCGACGUGAUGCCAUCUAUUUUGUACCUAGACGUGAUGCCAUCUAUUAUGUACCUAGACGUGAUGCCAUCCAUUUGGUACCUAGACGUGAUGCCAUCCAUUUUGUACCUAGACGUGAUGCCAUACAUUUUGUACAUAGACGUGAUGUCAUCCAUUUUGUACCUAGACGUGAUGCAAUCUAUUUUGUACCUAGACGUGAUGCCAUCCAAUGUGUACCUCGACGUGAUGCCAUCUAUUUUGUACCUAGACGUGAUGCCAUCUAUUUUGUACCUAGACGUGAUGCCAUCUAAUGUGUACCUCGACGUGAUGCCAUCCAUUUUGUACCUAAACGCGUUGCCGUCAAUUUUGUACCUAGACGUGAUGCCAUCCAUUUUGUACCUAAACGUGAUGCCAUCCAUUUUGUACCUAGACUUGAUGCCAUCUAUUUUGUACCUAGAAGUGAUGCCUUCCAAUGUGUACCUCGACGUGAUGCAAUCAAUUUGGUACCUAGACGUGAUGCCAUCCAUUUUGUACUUAGACGUGAUGCCAUCCAUUUGA